AUGGUUACUCUCUCAGAAGUCCAGGCAUCCAAUGCCCAAAUCGCCACCGCGCUUCUACCCGGCCUCGUCGCCGUCUUCGUUGGCGGAACCAACGGCAUCGGCGAGGCUGCACUACUUGAAUUCGCACGUCACGCUCGUCAGCCUCGUGUCUACUUCGUAGGUCGCUCGCAAGAAGCGGGCGACCGGAUCGCCGCCGAGUGUAGGGACUUGAACCCAGACGGCGAGUUCACAUUCAUCAAAGCGGAUCUCAGUCUGAUGCGCAACGUCGACGAUGUUUGUCAAGCGAUCAAAAGCAAGGAGAAUGCUAUCAAUCUACUCUUCCUGAGUUGUGGCGUUGCGAUGACAGGCGUCGAUACGAGCGAGGGUCUGCAUAUUAUGCUAGCUGUGGGAUACUAUGCCCGAGCGAGAUUCACUAUCAAUCUCCUGCCACUGUUGCGACAAGCCACUGGACUCCGGCGCGUGGUGACUGUCUUGGCUGGAGGACAUGAUGGCCCCGUCUACCCAGACGACUUCCAAGCCCAGCGCAUGUCUAUUUUCUCAUUGCGCGGGCAGGUCGCGUCGAUGACAGACUUGAUCCUUGAAGGGAUAGCCGAGCAAGCGCCCGAGGUUAGCUUCGUCCAUGACUACCCCGGCACAGUGAAGACCGGGAUUGGGAGAGAUGCAAACACCCUGCUGGUACGAAUUGUUUCGUGGAUCGUGCCGGUGAUUGGAAUGUUCCUGUACAUCCCUAUUAAAGAGUCAGGAGAGCGACACCUGUUCUUUGCGACCAGCGACAAGUACCCGCCUCGAACAGGCGACCUGGCUGGAGUGCCGUCGGGCGGAGUCAGUGUGGCUGAUGGCAUCGAUGGCAAAUCCGGUAGCGGGGUUUACAGUAUUCACUGGGACGGGGAGAGUGUUGCCAAAGUGGUUGAACUCUUACGUGGGAUGCGGGAGAAAGGGAUGGCGCAGCAGGUGUGGGAUCACACACAGGGGGAAUUCAAGCGGAUCUUCGGCUUGUGA
Molecule: messenger RNA, 999 nt
Organism: Penicillium atrosanguineum
Lineage: Eukaryota; Fungi; Ascomycota; Eurotiomycetes; Eurotiales; Aspergillaceae
Exons: 2
Coding region: 1-999 (332 amino acids)
Biological process (GO): secondary metabolic process
Source: RefSeq, a predicted model, not a curated record